Molecule: messenger RNA, 6781 nt
Organism: Sipha flava (yellow sugarcane aphid)
Lineage: Eukaryota; Metazoa; Arthropoda; Insecta; Hemiptera; Aphididae
Product: remodeling and spacing factor 1
Biological process (GO): regulation of DNA-templated transcription
Cellular component (GO): RSF complex
Source: RefSeq, a predicted model, not a curated record
GGAUAUCAAAAUGGUGGCGACCCAUUCGUGAUAGGUAUUUUGUUUUGUUUUUUAUUUAUGUUUUGAUUUCGAUUUGCGAAAAUUCAAAAUAUCCAUUCGGAAGUGCGAACGAUGUGACAGUACCGACAUAGAUUAUCCCAUGAAAUGCCCGAACACACGAUGACCUCACCGCCGCCGAUUGCUGACGCACAGGACGUGUGCGCGUCGGAUCCCAAUUUCGCAGUGAUAUUUGCUUUCUGCGAACGUUUCGGGGACAGUUGUGGUGUCACCAUUCCCACGUUCCAAGAACUUCAAGAAAUGCUAGAGAAGACCGACGAAGUUCCAGAAACACUGAUCAACUUGCAUGUAAAAUUAUUGCGUAAAAGCAAAAAAAUUGUGUAUCUAGAUAAAUGGGAAAAAGCAAUCCUAAAAUUUUGUCAAGGAUAUUCAGUACCAGAAUGUUGGAAAUUAGAACAUUAUGGAUACAAAGGAAUUUCUGUGCAACUAAAGUUAAGAAUUUUAAAAGCUCUAAUUGAAGUACAAUUUGACCAUAAUGUUAAAUUUAAGGCUGAAAUAAAUAAAUAUGAAAGCUCUAUGCUCCGUUCUCAACCAUUAGGUUGGGAUAAAUCAGGUGCAGCAUAUUGGGUACAGUUUGAUCGAUCAUAUAAUAUUCGAGUUUAUAAAGAUGACAUUGAUGAAGAUUCAUGGAAAAUGGUGGCAAAGGAUAGAAGUACAUUAGUGAAUCUUAUAAAUGAACUUUCUGGUAUUAAAGAUACAUCACUUACAACAUCUCCAGUAAUUGAAAAUGAAGAUGAAUGUAGUAUUAAUGAUUCUUCUGAUUUUAAAUCAGAUAUUAAUAUAUUUGAUCCAAGAGAAUAUUCUCUUGAAAAACCUAUUGAUUUAAAAAGAGAAACUGAUGAAGAUAAAUCUCUUGACAAAAUCAAUAUUCCUAUUGUUGGAGAUGUUAUUGAAGAAUCAGUUAUGAUUGUGAAGGGAGAAGGUUCAGGACUUGAAUGUGAUACUGGUAAUCCUGAUGAAACAAAUACUCAAAAUGAGACUUUGAAAAAUGAAGAUGUGAAAAAACCAAAACUAUGGACUAUUGAAACUAUUUGCAGUUCUUCUAAAGAAGUCAAAGAAGACAUUUCUGUGCCUAAGACAGGGUUUUUUUUUGGUGAUGAUUCUGUACCAUGUUUUAAUAAUGUUUCUAAUGGAGAGAAUUCUCAACUCAUUAAAGAAAAAUUUGAAGGUAGUUCAUCAAAAGAAAACUAUGAAGAUCUUACAACAAAUAAUAAAUUAAAUGAAGAUCUUACAACAGAUAAAAAAUUAUAUGAAGAUCUUACAACAAAUAAAAAAUUAGAUGAAGAUCUUACAACAAAUAAAAAAUUAGAUGAAGUUGAUUCUACUACAAUGAAUAGCAUUGAAUCAUUAGAUAAAGGAUGUAGUAGUAAAAGUACAGAGGAUUUAUCUGUCAACAAAACUUCAAAACAAUCGGUAUUUAAUAUAAAAGUACAUGAAGAAGAAGUGCAAAUCACAGAACGAAAAGCUAAUGAAGUUUUUACAAAAUCUGAGUUCACCGUAAAAGAUGAUGCUCACAUUGUAAAUAGUAAUAUACCAGUUUUAAAAUCUAGUUGUAAUGAUAAAUCAAUUACUUUUGAUGAAACCGAACAAAAUAACAUUGUGAAUAAAUAUGAGGAAAAUGAAAAAAUUGAAUGUAAAAAUAAUGAUUAUCAAAGUGGCAUACAGUUAACACAUGCUAAUUCGGUUACUAAUGUGGAUGUACAUUCUGUAAACCAAGAAAUCUUUGGUAUUAAAUCACUAGAAAAUAGAAAAGAAGAAACUGAACAGCAAUUAGAAAAUGAUCAACAGCUCGUAACUAAAUUAGAAGAUAACACUGAUGUACAUAUUCAUGAGAGUCCCAUAAAAACUAAUAAACAAUCAACCAGUGAUGGCAGUCCAAGUGAUAAAAUAGAAAAAGUUGUUAAAAACUGUGAUAAUGUUAAUCCUAUUAAAUCACUUUUAAGUACUGCAAAUCAAUGUAUUGAUAUUAAUGAACAGAAUAUUGAUACAGUUGAACAAAAUUCAAGCACAUUGGAUAAUAUAGAGUUUUCAAAUGAAGGUAAUUUAAAUGUUAUAAUAGAUAAUAAAAUAUCGGCUAAUGAAUUUAAUAUAAAUGAUAAUAAUAAAGAAAUUGUGAGCUUAGAAGUUCAAAGUAAUGAAUCUAAUACACAAAUAACAAAAAAUGUCGAUGAAGAUAUUCAAACGAUUGAUGAUUUGAAUACAAAUGCUACUUAUUUAAAACAUGAUGUAAAUCUACACACUGAAAGUGAAAACUCAAUUAAAAGUGAAAUUGAGUGUAGUGGCGAAAAUGUGAAUAGUAAAGCAGACGAUCAAACUUUAAUUGAUAAUGUUAAUCUAUAUCCUACUACUUCUAAACAAAUAGAUGAUGAACAAAAUUAUAAAAAACCAAAUUUGACCUUGCAUAAUAUAAGUAACAUUAUUGAAACUAAUAAAUCGGUUGAUGAUACUAUUGUAACAAAACAAUCAAUUAAUACUUGUAAUAUGGAAAUAAAUAAACAAGAAUAUUAUCAAAUUAAGAAUAAAAAUAAUAAUGGUGCAAGUAUUCAAGAAAAAACUGAAUCUGUUGCAAAUAUAACGCAAAAUAUUUUUAACAAUAAACACAGUUUGGAUAAAAUAUUGCAAAAAUCUGUUGAAAUUAAGGAUAUAUCAGAAUGCCCAAGCCAUAAAAAAAACUUUAUGGAAGAGUUUAAAUUAGAAAAUCAACCUGAAUCAUCUAAUUUUGAAGUUGAAAAAGACAAUGUUUGCAUGGUUAAAUCUGAGAAAAACAUUAAAGAAUUAAAAACAAAAAAUUUGGAUUCAACUGUUGAAAAAAAUAAUAGUGAAUUUAUUGAGAACAAAAAUAAAAUUGUACUUGCUAACCCAAAAGUUCAAAAAAAAAAUAAUUCAACUAAUAUAGCAUCAGAAAAUCAUAAAUUUCAUGAUGAAAUCCCCACCAUUUCAAUGGAAGAUAAAAUUAUACCAACUGUUGGUAAAAUUAAACAUAAUAGUAGUAAAAGAGAUAAAACUAAAUUAAUAAGUACUGAACAUAAAACUGAUGUUAGUUAUGAAGAAGAACCAAAAAAUGAAUCCUAUAAAAAAGAUAAUUUUCCUCCUAACGUGUCUGUACAGAAAAGUAUAUUGGCAGUAGAAAUGGAUGAAAAUAAUGCUAAUGAAAUUGUACAAGGUGAAAAUUGUAUGACUGAAUCUAUAAAAAAUGAUGAUAAUUCAAAAAACAAUGACAAUUUUGAUGAAGAUAUUAAUCAAGAAUGCAAAAUAAAUAAAAAAGAUAAUGAUCCAAUUGAUAAUAAUACAUUGCAAACAUCUGAAAUAGAUUCUUCUCCAGUUUAUGAAGAUAUGUAUGAAAGUGCAGGUGACCCAAAUGAAGAUACAUUUAUUGAAAGUUUUAAAGAAGAGCUUGAUGAUAGUGGAAUGAUAGAUAAGACUGUUGAAGAAAAUGAGAAAAAAAGUGGAGAAGAAGAUUUAGAAGAAACACCAAAAAAAAAAGGAAGACCUGGUAGAAAAAAAGGGAAAAGAGGAAGGACUAAAAAAAAUACUACAGUUAAGCAGGAAUCUACAAGUAAUAACGAAGAAAAAAUUAAAAAACCAUAUAAACCUCGGCAAAAAAAAGUUGUCACCAUAGCAGAAGAAGUGACAGUGUUUCCAGAACCAGCUAGCGAUGAUAAUGUUCGUCGAUCAAGGCGUAUUGCUGAAAUCAAAAUUAAAGAACAAUUUAUACCUUCAACACAAUAUGAUGACAUUGAUAUACCUGUGAAGAUUUCAAAGAAAAAAGAUAAAGGUGUUAAAAAAGUAUCUACACCUACCAAAAAGAUGGAAACUGCUGAAGAAUCUGAUGAUGAUGAAGAGGAUCCUAUUUCUAAAAAGUAUAAGAAAAGAAAACGAAAAGGAAAACCUGAUUCUUUGAAAAAAAUAAACAUGGUAAAUCCAUGGAAUGUAGAUUCUGAAUCAAGUUCGUCUGAAAACAACGUAGAACUAUUUGAAGAUUAUGACCAUGAAGAAGAGGAUGAAAUUCUUAGACCUGGAAUUGAACCAAAUAUAUCAGAUCAUGAGUUCUCUCCAGAGUCAGAUAUUAAUGAAGAUGAAAAUUAUUUGCCCGAAAAAAGAGCAAGAACUGCUCAUAAAAAAGACCAAGAUGAAGAGUUGAAAGAUGAUAUGCCAUGUCAAAACUGCAAAAAAAGUGAUCAACCUGAAUGGAUUCUGUUGUGUGAUACUUGUAAUCAAGGAUGGCACGCUUCUUGCCUCCGUCCUCCUCUCAUGGUGAUCCCAGAUGGAGAUUGGUAUUGUCCUACUUGCCGACAUAGCUCUCUAUUAGAUUCUUUAAAAGAAGUUUUAAAAAAAUACGAUGAAGAAUCUAAAAAACGUGAAAAUGAAGAAUUAAGACGGAAACGUUUGGCAUAUGUGGGAAUAAGCCUGCAAAAUGUAAUAUCUUCUAAAACAGAAGAAGUUAAAACUCCAAAACUGCCUACAGUACAUGAUUCUUCAGAAGAAGAUGAAGAAGAAUCGGAAUCAGAAUCUUAUGAUUCAGAACCAUUAUACCAGUUGAGAGCUCGACGCCAAACUAAUGUUAGCUAUCGUUUUAAUGACUAUGAUGAUAUGAUUAAUGAAGCAAUAUUAGAAGAGACUGGUGUUAACGAAUCUGUUACAAAGAAGUCUAUAGAAGCCAAAGCAGACAAAAAUGAUAACGAUGAAAAUACAGAUUCUGAAAAUGUAGAUGAUAACAAAAACAGAGAUGACUCACCGAUUGCACCAGCAUUAUUGCAUUUAAGGGGACGAAAGAAAUCUAAAAAACUUACCAACUUAGAUAUCAGUUCAGAUGAUGGAUCGGAUGAAGAUUUCAAAGGGCCUUCUGAUGGUGAUGAUGAUUACGAGGAAGAGUUCAGUGAAUACAGUGACGACUCUGUCCAGAAUCGAGCACAACCAACAAGACGGUCUGUACGAAAUCGAAAAACAGUGGUCGACCCUGACUUCAUAAAUGACGAUUCAAGUGAAGAUGGUGAUAAACGUCCAAAUAAAAAGAGAUCAAGACCCUGGUCAGAAUCUUCAAAUAGUGAAGGAGAAGACUUCACGUGGGGGAAAAGGAAGAAUAAACGUGCAAACAUUCCUUCGUCUUCAUCAUUAUCAUUUAAAUCGCACAAAGGAUCGAAAAGACAACGUAACUCAAACGAUAGUGUACAAAAGUCUAAAAAAUAUAAGAUCAAGUAUGGCAUGGAGUCGGAUUCAGAUUCAUAUGGCCAAUCUAAACGAAGGACUAGGGGACGGCAGAUUACUUACGCCGAAUCCGACGAAUCUGAAGAGGAAGUGCAAACGAAAAAGCGUAAAGUGAUGAGUGACGAAGAAGAUGAGUACGUAUUAAACGACGAAGAACUAGCGGCCGAGAAUGACGACCAUCACUUGGAGGUGGACGAAGAAGACGCGAUGGCUAGCAACGAUGAAAAGGAUGACGACGAGGAUGCAGAAGAAGAAGAAGAAGAAGGAGAAGAAGAAGAGGAGGAGGAGGAAGUCGCGGACGAGGAAGAAGGCGACGAUGAGGAACAAAAAGUAAGCGAUUCGAAACCAGCGGCGGUCCAGCAAGUGGCCGAAAAGUUACCGACAUCCGCAGCAGCUGCCGUUGCGCAAUCAGUCAUUAGAGAACUGCCCCCUCCUCCGUUGGUGUCCACCGUGCCGCCGACAGCCGCCGCGGACUACGCGCAACAACGGCUGUUGCCGCUAGCCGCUGGAGCCACGACGGUUCGGACCAGCGUCCUAGCACCGACGCCACUGCCUCCGGUCGAUCCGGCGGACAAGCGUAAACGACCGUCUCCACACCAAUUGAACGAAUCACCGUUGCCGAACCCGUCGGUCGACUAUGGCGGCGGUGGCUACCCGUAUCCUUCGGACGCGACCAAAGUGGUUGCGUCCACCGUUGUACCACCGUCACAACCGGUACAUCAGGCCGCGUUCAACAGACCGCCCGUUGUUGCUGCUGCAGUGGGGGCGGCCGGGUUCAAACCCAUGGCCGGCGUGCCGCCACCCGGCUGUUUCCCCGCGCAAUACCGCGUGCCCAACAAAAUGGCCCCUACGGGGUACGUAGCGCCACAGGUGCGUCAGUUGUACCAGUCGGUGCCACCGCCUCCGCAGCAGUCGCGGGCCACUUAUUCGCAGUAUCCCAUAGACUACGCGGCCACCGGAACGCCACUACCAUCUCCCCUGCCGCCCACAGUCUCCUUCAGGAACGUGGUCGUGGCACCGCCGCCGUCCCAUGAACAUCUUCCAAUGCAACCAUUGCCGCCUCCUGUUACUCAACAGCAAUCGGUUGUGAUUUCCGGUGACAGCGAAUUCGGCGGCCUCGUGUCGUACUUCUCCAGUCAACAGGAAGACGACUUUGAUACAUGAUGAUCUCUUGUUUGUCAUCCCCCCACAUUAUUAUUUUUUACUCAAUUAUCCCCUUUUCUUCUUGACUGCCACCUACAUCUUUACAAUUAUUUUCGUAUAUUACCAUCGUUUUCUUUUGAAUUUAACCUUAAGAUGGCAGUAACAUCAAUAUAUGCAGAUACUCCAAAUCGCUAUUAUAUAAUAUUAUAAUCAAAAAUUAUUGCCAUUGUAAUGAAACCAUUUCUUUUUAUAACUCAUUCUAAUUUUAACACAUGAAAUAAAACCUUUUGAUUAUAUCACUGACAAGAGACCAUGUUAUUAUUAAUGAAGAUCUGAGGGUGUUAAGUAGUGUACAAUUUUAUUAGUGUUGAGGUAU